AUGAAUUGGAUUGCAUGGAUAUUGAUAUAUCUUCUCACCAUUAACCCGAUCAUUAAUCCGUUGAUCACUUCACUAAUCUAUGCACCGUACCGUAUGACAAUAAAAAAGUUCCUCGUCAACAUACCCGUCGGCAAUCGACCAUUCUACAAUUAUCAGGGCGAACAAUUGCAUCUGGACAGUAGUUUCACGUCGGUCCGACGCAGCCGUAAUCGUCGCUCCUCGUCGACAGAAUCAGCCAGUCUGAGGCAGUCAACCGAGGUGCGAAUGUCUAUGGGUGAGCCGUGGACACCGUCUAAGAGUCCUUCAAAAGAUCGCACUGAACAGGAGUUUUCAUUUGACAAGAAAAUGGAAGUAAUCGCCGAAGAUUCUCAAUCACGA
Molecule: messenger RNA, 378 nt
Organism: Ostertagia ostertagi
Lineage: Eukaryota; Metazoa; Nematoda; Chromadorea; Rhabditida; Trichostrongylidae
Source: the annotation of a GenBank genome assembly